GAUGUGGCAUCAUUGAUACGCUACGUGUAAACAAGCCAGCAUGGUGGAGGUAGUAGACCAAGUUGUCCCACUUAAGCGUAAACGGUAUAAUAAGAACAAAAAGAAAGCAUGGAGAAAAAAGACAGACAUAUCCGAGGUAGAAGACACAUUAGAGGAAGAAAGAAGGGAGGAGAGAUACGGUGGCCCCUUGGAAGAGAGAGAGGAUAAAGAGUUGCUCUUCUUGGAUACUGGAGUUGAUUCCAGUACUACUAAAACACACGUCAAGGAUGAAGAAUUUAGCUUUGAGUACACUGUGGAUAAAAUACCAGAGGAUGCCGGGGGUUCAGGAUCCAGUAAUAAGGUUCAGCUGAAACCAAGUAGUCGGAAACGACGCGUGAAAACUCUGAAGUCUCAUCAAUUCCUUAAUGGUCUUCAAGGAGCCAAGACACCACACAAACUACAAGGGAAGAGAGAUACAAUGUCUGUGGCAAUGAAGAGAAAGGCACAAGUACAAGCUAAAGAUCCAAAAGUAACAAAAAGAUUUCAACAAAGAAUAAAGCAAAUAGAGGAUUCUAAAGUGAAAGAAAAUGAAAUAUAUAAGAAUGUCAAGAAAAAUAAAUACAAAUUUGAUUUAUGGGCAGAAGGAGCUGAUAAUGUUUCACAAGAAUGUAAGAAGAAAGGUGUAGAAGAAUCUUUCAUCAAAGGUAUAUCUGAUUACUACAGGACAGAGAGAAAGAUCCGGCCAGUCAAGGUCCCCAAGCAUAGAUAUGAUAAAGUCUCUAGACUGAAAGCUGUGGAGAUUCCCAAAGGAGGAACCUCAUACAACCCUCAUGAUGAUGAUCAUCAGAAGCUCAUGCAAGAAGCAAUUUCACAGGAAGAGACUCGACGAAGGAAACUUAAGAAAGUAGAUCGUGCCACCAUUGAUAUGUUCCCUACUAUUGACAAAGCUCCUUCAGAGGCUUCAUGGCUUGAGGAAAUGUCUCAAGGUCUUCCAAAGGCUGGAGAUGAGGAUGAAGAAGAAAAUGAGGAACAAGAGGAGGAGGGUGAUGAGGAACAGGUGACUGUGACAAACAGACCAAAGAUUGAAAGGAAGACUAAGAAACAACGAAGGAAAGAACAAAAACAAAAAGCAAUCCAACUUAAGAGGCUGAGAGAAAAGGAAGAACGCAUUAGAAGUAGCAAUGUUUUCAGGGUCAAGACAUACCAGAAGGAGAUUGAAAACUUAGAUGAUUUAACACAUCAACGUAAUGUUAGCCGCCUUGCCUAUCAAAAGCAAAGGAAAUUUACAACCCUCCGCCUGGGUAAAAUGAGGUUUGAAGAGGAAGAUGUAACAGUUAGCCUUGGUGAUGAGCUGCCCGACUGUCUGCGUCACGUUAAGCCAGCUGUUGACCUAUUAGAAGAACGAUUCAAGAACCUUCAACGUAGAAACUUGAUUGAGCCCAGACUUCCAACCAAGAUGGUGAGGAAAUACAAGCUGAAGAAGACCAUGAAGGGCACUUACAAAAAGGCAUUGGAGGAGAUUGAGAAGAUUGAGUAUGAUUAAAAUUUUUGGCCAUCUGUUGUGUGCCUUUCUCCAAUUUUAAAGCAGGAUGUUACAGUGCAAAUUUUCUCCCAUUGUGAGAAAAUUCAGCAAUUGCACUUGUAACAUAAAAGGAGAAUUAUGUAAGUAAGUUUGGAUAUCAUAUAAAUAAAGUGUUUCAUUUCAUUGCAGUUAGUGUAAAAAAUACAUAAGAGGGAAUAUAAAAGGAAAGUAGGAAAAAAUAAAAAAAGGGGGGUGAUAAAGAGGAUAAAGAAAUAUUGCUGCUUUUAUGUUAAUGUAGAGUAUGAGAGAGUGAAUUUUUUAAUGUGAAUCUGAGUGUCAAGAAAAGAAUUAAAAGGAUUUGAGCACAAUCUUAAUACACCCCCAAUGAAAAGAUACUAGUCCUUGCCUGAGCACAAUUUAAGCAGUUAACUUCAUAAAAUGUAAGUGCACACACAAUCAAAAAGUAUUUCAUUGGUGGGUUCAAUAAAUGAACACUUUCUCCUGUUGUCUUGUUAGGGUUGUCAAAAUCUUUUGUUCAUUGUAUCAAAUUAUCUAAUACAAAUUGCACUUGGUCCAAAAAGUAUCUUCAAGGAGGGGUCCGAUGAAUUUUAAAAUGAACACCAUGACUCCCUUUGUCUGGGUAGGAUUGUGUCAAGUUCUCUCACUAUUGUAAAGAUACUUUUUGGGUUAAGUAUGCAUAUACAGGAGGUCCCUGGGUUACAUACAUAGACCCAUAAAGUUAAACUUUAAAUUUACAGUAUUUUAUUUACCUGGUGAUUUAUUUUUUACUUUCAUUUAGUGUAUUUUGUUAUUAUAUUUCUUUGUUUCUCUUAAAUUAAGUGAUUUGAGAUGUAUAUAAGGAUUUAUAUUUGUGGAAAGAAAACUGAAAGACUAUUAUGAAAUGAGAAUUUAACUAAAGGUGUUAGUUCUAGUUUUGGUAAUUGUAAAUUUAAAUGUAAAGUCAAUGGCUCAGUGUUAAAAGGGUUUGAUUUAAGAUUCUAAUAGGUAAUAAAUUUUGUGGGGUUAAAGGAACCAGAUAUCUAAAUAUGAAAUAUAUGAAGAAAAAAAGUUG
Molecule: messenger RNA, 2573 nt
Organism: Homarus americanus (American lobster)
Lineage: Eukaryota; Metazoa; Arthropoda; Malacostraca; Decapoda; Nephropidae
Product: ribosome biogenesis protein NOP53-like
Exons: 10
Coding region: 41-1522 (493 amino acids)
Biological process (GO): ribosomal large subunit assembly; rRNA processing
Cellular component (GO): nucleolus
Molecular function (GO): 5S rRNA binding
Source: RefSeq, a predicted model, not a curated record